AUGGCAGCUUCAGGCAUGAGGGACCUUUGUACGCUCGGCUACCAUACUAUAUAUAAUGGUAUGCUUGCGGUUUUGCAGAGAGAUGGCAUCCUGAGACAUCCUCAUUUUAUCUACCCCGGUGAGAUUACCAUCACCCUAGAUGAUGUGGCACGCCUACUUCAUCUACCUAUCAGGGGUACCCUCUUUCAUCACGGUAGGAUGACGAAGGCGGAAGCUCAGGAGAUGCUGAUUACUGAGCUGGGGGCUGAUACCGAUGACGCCCUUGAGGAGGUGGAGUGGACACGAGGGGCCCACGUCCUAUUUAGCUUCCUGCAGAGACAGUAUGAUGCGGAGCUCACUGCGGCACACCAGGCUGAGGGAGACGAGUUGGAGCAGGCUACACACAUAGAGCGGGCGCUGAGAUGCUACUUCCUAUAUUUUAUAGGCACUCAACUCUUUGUGGACACGAGCUCGACGUACACAUACGUCGUUUACCUGACGUACUUAUCGGAUACAGCAUGUAUCCAUGAGUACAAUUGGGGAGCGGCUGUACUGACGUACAAUUACCACAGACUUGAAGAGGAAUGCCUCUGA
Messenger RNA from Vicia villosa (hairy vetch), 573 nucleotides. Its product is annotated as protein MAIN-LIKE 1-like. The record is from RefSeq and is a predicted model, not a curated record. The coding region runs from base 1 to 573 and encodes 190 amino acids. NCBI's taxonomy places the organism in Eukaryota, Viridiplantae, Streptophyta, Magnoliopsida, Fabales, Fabaceae. The transcript has a single exon.